Messenger RNA from Cyprinus carpio (common carp), 2436 nucleotides. RefSeq names its product T-box transcription factor 1 (gene tbx1). Lineage: Eukaryota; Metazoa; Chordata; Actinopteri; Cypriniformes; Cyprinidae. The record is from RefSeq and is a predicted model, not a curated record. Gene Ontology annotation, molecular function: RNA polymerase II cis-regulatory region sequence-specific DNA binding; DNA-binding transcription factor activity, RNA polymerase II-specific. Gene Ontology annotation, cellular component: nucleus. Gene Ontology annotation, biological process: regulation of transcription by RNA polymerase II; positive regulation of DNA-templated transcription; cell fate specification.
GAAGCGCAAUGUUUUAAUACAGCCGAACGUGUUCGAGCAGAUCUUUUAAUUGGAGCAUAUAAAGCAGAGCAAAUUCCGUGGGAAUAGUUUGUUUUGAAAACAGUGGAGAGCACCAACAUCGCCAACAGGCCACUUCUCAAAGAAUGCAACUUCGUGUACUUCGAGUUAUUGUGUGUACUUUCUGUGUUGUCGACAUGGAGUAGUUCGGAAGGGGGUGGAAGCGGUGUUCCUUGACUCGGUUUCUCGCUUAUGGACGACAGUAGUCCCCUUUCUCCAAAGGCAAAUGCUUUCAGUAUUGCCCGUCUGAUUUCAGCGAGGGAUCAAGCAGGAAACACAACGUUUGACAAACACGCCACUAGCCUGGACAAGCAAGUGGUGCAAAACUGCUCCAGAUCCAUUAAAAUGCAUUACAGCACUGUCACGCGGGAGAUGGAAGCCUUCACGACCAGCAGCCUGAGCAGUCUCAAUACGCCCGGGAGUUACCAUCUCUCUCCUUCCCCUGGGGAUCCUUACAGCCAUCAUGAAAGCCAGUUUGAGCCGUGCCCGGCUGCCCAGCACGGCUACAGCUAUUCCGGAUCCAACCCAGCCCAGGCCCCGGCACAGGGAGACUCCGGAACGUCCAACUGCUCCUCGUCGUCGUCAAGCUCAACGCCGAACAAAACGCUGGUGAAAAAGAACCCUAAAGUAGCCAAUAUUAAUGUACAGUUGGAAAUGAAGGCGCUCUGGGAUGAAUUUAAUCAACUUGGGACUGAAAUGAUUGUCACAAAAGCUGGGAGACGAAUGUUUCCUACAUUUCAAGUCAAAAUAUUUGGAAUGGACCCAAUGGCAGAUUACAUGCUCCUGAUGGAUUUCCUACCAGUGGAUGAUAAACGAUACAGGUAUGCCUUCCACAGUUCAUCGUGGCUGGUGGCCGGGAAAGCUGAUCCAGCGACUCCAGGAAGAGUGCACUAUCACCCGGACUCACCUGCCAAAGGAGCGCAGUGGAUGAAACAGAUCGUUUCCUUCGAUAAACUAAAACUAACCAACAACCUACUGGACGACAACGGACAUAUCAUACUGAACUCAAUGCACAGAUACCAGCCCAGAUUCCACGUGGUCUACGUGGAUCCUAGGAAAGACAGUGAGAAAUACGCCGAGGAAAAUUACAAGACAUUUGUUUUCGAGGAGACCAGAUUUACCGCCGUCACAGCGUAUCAAAACCACAGAAUAACACAACUGAAAAUCGCCAGCAAUCCGUUUGCCAAGGGCUUCAGAGACUGUGAUCCGGAGGACUGGCCCAGGAAUCACAGGCCGGGCUCUCUGCAAAUCAUGAGUGCGUUUGCUCGAACCAGGAACCCCAUGUCCUCUCCCCCACAGAAUAACCAAAAAAAAAAAUAAGACAGCAGGCGAGAAUAUGAGCGUGACCCCAGCGGCACCCCCCUCCAUUCCGACCCCGCUCACCAACUGAUGUCCCGAGUCCUCAGCCCAGCCCUUCCGGUCCUUGGCGGCCUACACACUGUGCCCCUCACAGCCGGCCAUCGCACCCCACCCCAUGAACUACGCUUAGAUGGACACCCCCAACCCCCAGACACCUUGCACCAUCAUCCAUACAAGUACCCAACCACCUAUGAACACUAUCUGGGAGCCAAAACCAGACCAUCCCCGUAUCCCUCACCGAGCAUAAGAGGCCACGGUUACCACCCUCACAUGAACCCAGCCACAGCCAACAUGUACUCUGCAACAAGUGCGCCAACUAAUUAUGACUACGCACCCAGAUAAUGACUCAGUUGGCACCCCGAAUUGGGUGAGAGCCUCACAGGACAAAACAUACUGAGAAAAAAAAACACAUACCUUUGUGUCCCAGACUCAUGAAACAUGUUGAGCUUUGGGUCGGGCACAUCUUUUGCAGUGGCUUCUAACCUUUGGAAAGAGAAGCUGUCAUAUUUAUUGAAGGGAGAAAUGUCACAAAUGUCCUUGUGGAUCAUUAGGAUGAGCCCUGUGGACCCAACAUUAGCUCUGGACGUCCUGUGAACACAGUGGCAGGGCACCUGGAAACUGCAGUAUAACUAGUGUUUGGAGUAACGAGGAGGACAAAGACUUCUUUAGACAAAUAAUGCAUUAUCACGGACUGGAAUUGAACUUUUGUGUUGGAUGCACUUUUUGUUUUUGCUUUUAAAAAGCCAUAAAUUAUAUAUUACCCUUGAGCCAUUGAGCUUCUAGAUAGAUGGCAUAUUUGCAUGUUGCGCUGUUUUGAAGGUGCUGAAAUGCCCUGAAAUGAUUUUUUUUUUCCUGGUUGAGAAUGUUUUUUUUUUUUUUUUUGAAAAUGCUAGACCACCUUAAGCAGGUCCCUGAAGCUUGUAACGUGGCACUGACCUACAGCAAUUCAAAUAAAUAAAUGAACAGAAUGACUGUGCUGAACUUGUAAAAUAAACAUUAAAUAUUUUACCUUUAAACAUG